ACUCGUUAGUGGUGGUGAUUAACAAUGAAUUGAUGUCCACCUGUGAUUGACCAAAAGGCUACUUUGGUCAGAAAAUUACUAUUUUUAUAAUAACUAUGUAGAAUGUUUCAGAAACAAAUUUCUCAUAAACCAGAAACAAAUAUGAUCUCCAUUGAUACUAUUAUCUAAUAGAAGAAGAAGCUGAAGAACAAUUAUAUUCAGAGGUACUUGUUAACUGAGUCUCCCCUGCUUGUAACACAUCUAAUGGCUCAUGAUGAUUCAACAAACACAGUGUCCACUGCUUUGUUAGAACCUUCUUCCCAACCAAAUAAAGUAGGUUCGGUCAAGAGAAGAAUACGGCGGUGCGCAAGUGCCCCUAUUGACUUCAUUCCUCAAGAAAAGGAUGAUUGCGCAGUUCCUCGUAACCAAUAUAUUUUCUUUAAUGUACACCCUAGUUUUAGACAGGUAUCGUUGAUUCUUGCUCUGUAUCUUGGCAUAGGAGCCAUUUGCUUCUGCCUAGUCAAAGAUCAAAUCAAAGGUCAGAAAACAAAUGAGAUCCUUGACGCCAUAUAUUUUUGCAUUGUAACAAUGACCACAGUUGGAUAUGGAGAUCUUGUUCCAGAUAGCGUUACCUCAAAAUUACUGGCCUGUGCCUUUGUCUUCAUAGGAAUGGCAAUUAUUGGGUUUUUUCUUAGCAAGUCAGCAGACUUCCUUGUAGAGAAGCAGGAGGCAUUGUUGGUUAAAUGCUUACACUUGAAUAAAAAAGUUGGUGCACUUGAGCUUAUGAAGGAACUAGAAACUAACAGAGUAAAAUACAAGUUCUUUAUAAAUUUAGGACUACUUUUGUUGCUUAUUGCCGUUGGUACGGUUUUCUUGAUAAGAGUUGAGAAAUUAAGCUUCGUUGAUGCCUUCUAUUGUGUCUGUGCCACCAUAACAACUUUAGGUUACGGUGACAAGAGCUUCUCAACCAAAGUAGGACGUAUUUUUGCCAUCUUCUGGAUAUUGACUAGCACCAUCUGUUUGGGUUUGUUUUUCCUCCACCUUGCCGAACUGACUAGUGAGCGUAAGCAACGGUCGAUAAUCAAAUGGGUCCUUACACGAAAGAUGACUCAUGUCGAUCUCGAGGCAGCAGACUUUGAUGAUGAUGGGGUCGUGAGUGCUACGGAAUUCAUUCUAUAUAAGCUUAAAGAGAUGGGGAAAGUACAGCAGGAAGAUAUUGUGCUUCUGAUGAAGGAAUUUGAGAAUCUUGAUGUUGAUCAAUCUGGAACGAUUUCAACAUCUGAUAUAACACUUGCAUAUAUGGAGGGCAACUGACACAUGCCAUCCGAUUUUGAUUUUGAAUGUUGAUAAUUUCUGAACUGAGUUUGGGUGUACAAUAGUGACAUUGGCGAGAUAUCCUUCUUUCUUCUUGGGCAGAAAAGAAUUGUGUUGUUCUCAUCUGAUUCAAGAAGAUGACUUCAUUCCAAAUAAUAAAGAAAGAGAAAAAAUGGAGGAGAUCUUCUGAACUGCUUGUAAAUUGUGAAAUGCUUGUAAAUUGUUUCAUGGAAUAAAUCCAGGUUUGUUCAUUUUUGGAAACGCUAAAUGCGAGGUUAUCAAAUACAUAUUUGUGUAAGAUGUGCAUUUCUUUGAAUUAAUUACCUGUUGAUAAA
Messenger RNA from Papaver somniferum (opium poppy), 1628 nucleotides. RefSeq names its product two pore potassium channel a-like. The coding region runs from base 244 to 1293 and encodes 349 amino acids. The record is from RefSeq and is a predicted model, not a curated record. Gene Ontology annotation, biological process: stabilization of membrane potential; potassium ion transmembrane transport. Gene Ontology annotation, cellular component: plant-type vacuole membrane. Lineage: Eukaryota; Viridiplantae; Streptophyta; Magnoliopsida; Ranunculales; Papaveraceae. Gene Ontology annotation, molecular function: potassium ion leak channel activity. The transcript has 3 exons.